This is a messenger RNA of Passer domesticus (house sparrow), 4623 nucleotides long. RefSeq names its product ferric chelate reductase 1 (gene FRRS1). Gene Ontology annotation, biological process: intracellular iron ion homeostasis. Gene Ontology annotation, cellular component: membrane. The transcript has 17 exons. Lineage: Eukaryota; Metazoa; Chordata; Aves; Passeriformes; Passeridae. Gene Ontology annotation, molecular function: oxidoreductase activity, acting on metal ions. The record is from RefSeq and is a predicted model, not a curated record. Bases 477 to 2258 code for a protein of 593 amino acids.
AAAGCGCUGCCUGGCUCGGCUGUGCUUGCCCCCACAGCGGUGCCGGAGAGGAGAGUGAGUCCCUGGGGCAAGGACGUGCGGGGCUGAGGAGCUGCUCGAGCCUUUGUAGUCGUGCUUUGGUUAAACUGAUGCCAGUGAGUGCUCGAAGCGGAUACUGCAGGCUCUUUGGAAAGUGUGUUUGCUUAAUAAAAUGUGUGCAGCAGGUAUGAAGUAAAGUAAAAUCUGGUGUCAUUUUUAGAACACAUUGUAGAUGCUACCUUUCAUGCAAGAAUUCUGAAUUCCCUUAGAGAAAACUCUUAAACCUGUGUGCCUUAAUGAGUCAAGACAAGCUUCCUGGAUACAGUAAAGGUUAAUACAGUUAGAUGCAAACCAAAUAGAAGAUAUUACAAAGUCAUAUAAAUUGUUUUGCUACAAGUAGAGAGCCAAUAGCAGUUUUACUCAGGCUUUGUCACUGUAACAGAAGGACUGGCUGUAAGAUGGCGCUGCCUGGUUUUGCUGUUACUGUUUGGAUGUUUGUUUGCCUCUAUGCAUCUGUGGUUUGUUAUCCAAAUGGAAAAGUAAGAGGAGCCUGUACUAGCAUGGUACCUUGUCAUGGUAGCUCUCCUCAGCUGUCACCUGAACACACCAUUACAGUGAAUGGGACUGAAUUUAAACCAGGGGAUAACAUAGAAGUUCAUCUGUCUGGACCAGAUUUUGAGGGAUUUUUCAUACAAGCCCGGGAUGCAGAACACCUGGAUAGCCCUGCAGUUGGUUCUUUUGUGCUAGCUGACCGGAGACGUUCUCAGCUGCUCACAUGUGGUCGUACCAAGAAUUCAGCUGUCAGUCACACAAGUAAAGCAAAAAAGAACGACAUAAAAAUUUAUUGGAUUGCUCCUGAAGAUGCUCCAAAACAUGUACAGUUUCUAGCCACAGUUGUGAAGAAAUACAGGAUUUUCUGGGUAAAAAUUCCGGGUCCCAUUGUUUCUCAGCCUGACGUGCUGUCCCCAACACCACCUUUGCAUGCAACUUCUGCGGCUAUGUCAACUUCACACCCAGUUUCCUCCAUAUCAAAGCCAUUUAGUGCAUCAGGUUGUGGAAUUACAAAGUUCUGCAUUAGGAACCCUACAAACUGUGAUCCUGGGAGUGCUUCAUGUUUUUUUCUAUCCUUCCAACGAGAAGAGAGUUCAGUUUUUAUUGAAAUGAGUGGUCCAAGUGAAGGAUAUUUAGCAUUUGCAUUUUCCCAUGACCAGUGGAUGGGUGGUGAUGAUGCUUAUCUGUGUGUUAAUGUGGAUCACCGCAUUCACAUGAGCACUGCCCAUCUGAAGGAGCGAAUUCAUCCUCUCUUGGAUUCAGAGAAUGCCCUUGAAGAUGUGUCGUGGAGGCUUGCGGAUGGUAUUCUUCAAUGUUCUUUCAGGAGGAGGAUUCGUCUCCCUGCUUACAAAGGGAGAUUUAAUCUCGAUACCAGUUACUACAUCUUUCUGGCAGAUGGGGAAGCUAGUGAAGGUGGGCUGAUAUACAAACAUCAUCGUCAGCCCCUGGUCACCAAUGGACUGUACAACGUCACAGGCCUUCCUCGGGAUAUCGGAGGUUCCCGGGCCCCGCGGCUUAUCAAGGCUCAUGGAGCGCUAAUGUUUGUUGCUUGGAUUACCACAGUUAGUAUUGGUGUUAUUGUUGCACGAUUCUUCAAACCUGUCUGGUCUCAUUCAUUCCUACUUGGAAAGGAGUUGUGGUUUCAGGUGCAUCGUAUGCUUAUGUUGACCACAGUCAUGCUUACAAGCAUUUCUUUUGUGUUGCCUUUUGUGUACCGAGGAGGUUGGAGCCAACAAGCAGGUUUUCAUCCUUAUCUUGGCUGUGCAGUGAUGGCUUUGACAAUCUUUCAACCACUUAUGGCAGGCUUCAGACCAUCUCGUCACGCGCCAAGGAGGCAACUGUUUAACUGGUUUCACUGGAGUACUGGUACAACAGCUAGAAUAUUAGCUGUUGUGACUAUGUUCUUGGGAAUGGAUCUGCCAGCACUCAACCUGCCAGACCCGUGGGACACCUAUGCAAUGAUUGGCUUUGUAGCUUGGCAUGUUGGUACUGAUGUUCUUCUGGAAAUACACAGCUACUGUCUUGUUCGUAAAGUUGAAGUGAUAGAGGAUGACAGAGUACAGAUACUGCAGUCACUCACAUCUGCAGAAGCAGAGGGUCGUCUGUUUAAACAGAUUGUGUUAACCAUCUAUGUCUGUGGAAAUAUAGUAUUCCUUGUUGCCUUCCUGAUAGCAAUCAACCAAGUAUGAAAAAAGUAUUAGAGAAUUUUGUGACAAAAUACUGUGCAGUUGAACAAUCUGCAAGGAAUACUUUUUAUACAACUUUUUUCUCACCAUGGUCCUGAAGAUGUAAUUGAAGAAGAACAGCACAUGUAUGUCCUGCUCAGUGUUAGGGAGAUCUGGAAUUCAAAUCUAGAGAGAAAUCCUGCAGUCCUACAAAAGCUGUCUUCUGAUGGGACUUUUAAUGGGAACCUUUGCUUGAGUAAGGAAUUAAAUCUCUAUUUUUUAAGCACACUAGUUUACUUGAUUGAAGCUUAUAGGUGGAAGGAAGGCUGAGAAGAUGUGCCAAAAAUGUUAUUUGGGUAGUCAUUUCCCUAAGCCUUUUGUGAAUAUUAUUGGGGGAACUGGUAAGAUAUGUCUGGUCCAGAUUAAUCUGUCCACUUUACUGUGUUCUAAUAUGUGAUAUGCCAGCUUCCUGCUCCUGACAGUUUUGUGCAUAAAGAAACCCCCAACUAAAAAAACCUUGAAACUUAGUGAAAGAUUGUCACAAAUGCAGGUUGAUGAAUGAACUAAAUAGAUAAAAGUGAAAUGCAGAAAGCACUGUCUGCUCUGGGUAGUGCACUUACACAAGCACAGGAGUUUAAGAACUUCAGUCCUUUAGUAAAACCACCAUUUGCCUCACUCAAAAUACUGCUCUGACUCAUCCCUCUUGGUGCUUCUAAAUCAUAAAGAGAACCUGUUUGCAACAUAAAUGCAUUAAAACCUAUAGUAACUUAUAUAAGGAAGGAAGAACCUAGCUGUGUUUAUGGAUUUCUGUUUUACUGUCUUUGGUUGCUUGAGCCUUCUGAAUUACUUAACUGUGUGAAUAAGAUGGAUUUAUGCCAACUACCGCUUCAAUGGAAGUGAAAAUUCUUGCUCUGGAAUGUUGCAGUUGUAUUUGUGCUAUUGAGCAAAAUGUAAAUUGGGAACUAGGUUGACUUCAGAAAAAGCAGCUUCUGUUAAUGUUACGUGAGAGUCCUUUGAGCUAGCAUAUGUAGAAGACAAACUAUAAGAAUUUUAUAACAACUCUAUUCUGAAAGAAUAUUGGAGGGCAAUUUUUUAGUCAAGAAAAGGUUUCUCCAAAUACAUUAACUGGGUACAGAGACUAAAAAGAGACUAUAUUAUUUCACAUUUUUGGUUCAUGAUUUGCCUAAGUAUGGAAAGGUACUCUUGAAAUGGCAUUUUGGAAAUGAAACCUUAAUAUGCUUUGCAGUUGUAUUUUGUGGCUCUAAACAGCUUGUUCCCCACAUAUCUUCAUUUUUCUUACUGCAAACUAUAGAUUUUUAGUUGUAGCAAUUCAAGAUACAUUUUUCAGCUAGGCAUGCUAAGCUAGCUGGGAAUGAAGGUUUUGGGAGUAUUGGAUAGAAUAGUGAGUAGUGAGGCCUGACUUGGUAUAGACUUUUACAGCAACAUCUCUACAAGUGUGGCCAGCUCUAAAACACUUGUAGGUGUGGGCCAGGUGGUGGUUCUGCUCAGUUACCAAAGCUGUCUGGUUCUGCCUCUUCUUCCACCUUCCCAAGUCCAUAGUGCAGCCUGUUGCAUGGACAGGUAAUACUCAGGAAGCUGCAUGUUUUGUUGUAGUCAGUGAUCUUUUUUGAUUGCUCAGAUAUCUGAUUUAGCCAUAAGGGUGUUUAUGGAGCUGGGAUUAAUCCCUUUGUCAGCAGUAGCUGACUGCAAGUGAGUCCAAGCUGAAUCAUCUCCCUUAGGAAAGUCAUAUGCAGAGUGGGAAAGGGUGGCCACGAAGAAAUGAGUCACAACCCAGGCUGAAGGACAAGAAGCAUGGGGCCAGCUGGGUGGGUGUGAGAUUUUUUUUUUUUUUAAGAGAAGUCUGAUCUCAAAAAGCCUGUGAAUCUCAGGGUCAUAUACUGCUAAAGUUUUGUGGGACUCUUUCAUCUACUGUGAAUUUAAUGUAGAAAAAUCACUCAACCUAGACAUGGUUAUUGGCUUUUUAAGUUAAGGUUAAUGCCGGAUUCUUUCUAUAAUAGCUGUACUGAGGGUUGUUUCAAUUACAUGUGACAAUGAACGUGGGUUUUAAAACAUGAAUGUAAAUAUCUCAAUAAAAGUUCUUGUCCCUUUUAGUAAUGUGAAAAUGCUGUCGAAAGGAAACUAGAAAAGUCUUGCCUAGUAGCAAAAUGGAUUGUCUGGUUUUUGUAAAUGUUGUUUUAUAAAUUACAGCUAUGUAAAUCCUUCCUGGAGAAAUUAUUAUUGAAAUUGAAUGUUAAAAUAGUUUCACUUUUUAAAGCAGUUUCUUUUCCUCAAGAAGAAAAAAAGUUUCCUUGUUCCACAUCUAAUACAACUUUUAAAUUGGCAAAAUUAUCAGUCGUUCUGGAUAAAUUUUUUCUUCCCACUGCUUGCA